AUGCUCACACCGCUCGGGUCACUCGAGGAAGAAGACGAAGAAUGCACACCUAACGUGUACGUAGGGAACCUACACUACGACGUUGUCAGCGAGGACCUCACCGAGCUCUUUGAGCAAGCCGGUGUUGUUGAGUUCUCAGAGGGUAUUUACAGCCGAGGAACAGGCCAGAGCCGAGGAUAUGGAUUUGUCACCAUGAGUACUGUUAAGGAGGCUGAGCUGGCUGUGGAGAUGUUCGAUGGCUUUAAAUUGUUUGGGAUGCCUCUUAUUGUGCACAAAGCAGCUCGGAGAGGCGCCCGGGUGGAAACUCCUUCCCAUCAAACCGAGUCCCCAUUCAGAAUCUACGUGGGCAAUCUGUCUUUGCAAGUCGAUGACUCUUGGUUGAAGGAGCUGUUUGGCAAGCACGGCAAAGUGGUCGAUGCUAGAGUCGUCUACAGGCACAGAGGAGGAACCUGGAGCUCUCAGGGAUUCGGUUUUGUCACGAUGGCAACAGAGAAGGAAACGUAUGAUGCUGUUUAUGCCCUCAACAAACAGAUUCUGGCUGGACGUGCCCUGCAGAUUCACUUUGAACCCCUGUAA
Messenger RNA from Triticum dicoccoides, 576 nucleotides. RefSeq names its product 31 kDa ribonucleoprotein, chloroplastic-like. Gene Ontology annotation, biological process: chloroplast rRNA processing. The transcript has 5 exons. The coding region runs from base 1 to 576 and encodes 191 amino acids. The record is from RefSeq and is a predicted model, not a curated record. NCBI's taxonomy places the organism in Eukaryota, Viridiplantae, Streptophyta, Magnoliopsida, Poales, Poaceae. Gene Ontology annotation, cellular component: chloroplast thylakoid membrane. Gene Ontology annotation, molecular function: mRNA binding.